UCUCAUUUUCUUCUGCUGAGGAAUCGACUCUUGUAAUCAUGUCUCUGAACCACUUUGUAGAUGCCGCAGUUGAUCAAGCUGCUAGAGCCGCCAAAACGAAGGUGAAAUCACUAAUGGGAGGCAAGAAUCCAGGCACGUCAGGGGGUAUGGGAGGCAAGAAUCCAGGCACGUCAGGGGGUAUAGGAGGCCUCUUUUCUUCUGCUGGACAGGGGGGUAAAGCUGAGAAGGGAGGACUGUUUGGGGGUCUAUUGGCAGCAGCUGGACAGGGCACAAACCCAGGUGCACCAGGAGGUGCACCAGCAGGCGCACCAGCAGGCGGUGCAUACGGCGGUGCAGCCGGUGGUGCAGUAGCUGGUCCAGAAGGUGCAGACUUCAAUGCUGCACUAGAUGAGCUGGCUGGACUGUAAACUGAAGAAGGCGUCUAAGGAAAAUGUUCCGUGUACAUAUUAAAUAUUUAAUAUGUUUUUGUAACGAUUUAACGUCUUCUGAAUGGAGCUGAACAGAACAAACACAACACAGGAAAAGCUAAUGUUAGCUUUUAUAUAUAAUAAUGAAUUAAGAAAAUAAGCUAUUUCAAAAUGAUAAAUUUUUGGUUUUAAUUAAUAUUACCUGCAAUGUUAACUAAUGUAACGUGUACAGCUCUGAUUAACAGCGUUUUAAAACAUAAACGUGUAUUUUUAUAGUCGCUGGAUUCUAAACUAGAAGUGCCUUUUCCCCAAAUUUUUCCUCCCUUAUUAUCAUUAUGUUUACACAUGAUGCUAAUGUUUUAAAAUGUAAAUUAAUAAAAUGUAUAUAAAGUGUUAACUGUGUUAUUAAUAGUGCAUUCUUACACUGCACCCUGGUCAUUUCACAGCCUAAACCCAAACUAUAAAUGUAUACAAUUCAGUGGUAAAU
Molecule: messenger RNA, 894 nt
Organism: Trichomycterus rosablanca
Lineage: Eukaryota; Metazoa; Chordata; Actinopteri; Siluriformes; Trichomycteridae
Exons: 3
Coding region: 39-407 (122 amino acids)
Source: RefSeq, a predicted model, not a curated record